CCAGAAUUUAAGAUGUCCUUCCGCUUCUAUCUGCUCCUUCUCUGCCUUGCAGUUCUCGCUGCGGCUAAAAUUCCAAACAAUUGGCAGACCUGCAAGAACGCAAAAGACAAGAAUGAUUGUCUCAGAAAUGCACUUCAAAUUGCCAUUAAGGACUUAAGCAAUGGUGCACCGUCGCUUGGCGUGCUGCCUAUGGAUCCAUGGAGAUUGAAGCAUGUGACGAUCGGCGACGGUCUGAAAGGUCCCGUGUCCAUAAAACUCGAAUUGAUCGAAUCGGAUCUAAUGGGACUUAGAAACAUUAUUGUAAAAGACUUUAAAACGGACUGGGAGACGAUCUAUUUUGAUGUGGACUCGCCGAAAGUCGUCGUCGUCGGCGAUUAUAUUGUCGAUGGAAGGGUGCUGAUUCUUCCGGUGACUGGGCGUGGAAAAUGCAGGAUGAUAUUCGAGAAUUUCAACACCAAGUGUAAAAUGACCCUUGGUAAGACGAACAAAGGCGGCAAAAAGUACUUCACCGUCAAAGACUUAGAUCUGGGCUUAAACGCGACGACCUUUUCCGCGAGGUUCGACAACCUGUUCAACGGGGACAAAUUAUUGGGUGACACCUUCAACUCCUUCAUCAACCAAAACUGGAAGGUGGUCUUCGAUGAGCUGAAGCCGUCCGUCUCCAAGGCUUACGCCGCGGGAUUCAAGGAGAUAUCGAACAGGAUCUUCUCGAAGAUACCUGCGGACGUCCUGUCCUAAAAAACUACUAGUUAUAAAACACUGUGAUAUUCGGUCCUUUUUGACAACGUGCUUCUUCUAAAUGUAUUACAGUUGUGAUAUACAUUUCAUUGUGUAAAUAAUUUAAAUUUGUACAUAU
Molecule: messenger RNA, 856 nt
Organism: Cimex lectularius (bed bug)
Lineage: Eukaryota; Metazoa; Arthropoda; Insecta; Hemiptera; Cimicidae
Product: protein takeout-like
Exons: 6
Coding region: 13-738 (241 amino acids)
Source: RefSeq, a predicted model, not a curated record